Messenger RNA from Mesorhabditis belari, 921 nucleotides. The record is from the annotation of a GenBank genome assembly. NCBI's taxonomy places the organism in Eukaryota, Metazoa, Nematoda, Chromadorea, Rhabditida, Rhabditidae.
AUGUCCUGCGAAGAAGAAGUGCUCAAGAUUGGAAAGAAACUCAACAAGCUCAUUGAGUCUCAAAGGAACGAUGAAGCACUCGAUGUCCUCGGAGCGCUUUCAAAAAUGCCGAUCACUGUCGAUAUUCUUUCCAAAACACGAAUUGGAAUGACUUUGAAUGAACUUCGCAAAAAAACUAACGACGAGAAACUUGCAAAGAAAGCGAAAACACUCAUUAAGGAUUGGAAGAAUUUGGUUGACAAUGGUGGCACGAAAGAUGCAAAGAAUGGAAAAGACGAAAAGAGCAACACAAAUGCUUUGCGCCGUAACGAUUCAUCGUCUUCGAGUUUGGCUCAAAAAGUUACCACUCCUGCUCCCACCACCACAGCGCCUCUCAAGUUGCCUACAUCUGCUGCUGCAUCUUUUUCUGGAAGCUUCCCACCUAAACAUUUGGAAACGGACGAGUUCCGAAUUAAAGCUUGUGAAAUGUUGCUUCAAGCUCUCAAGUCAGGUGAGCUUCCAGACGGUACACUUGACCCUGAAGAAAUGGCCAUCAAGAUUGAGGACAAACUGUUUGCCGUUCACAAGAGCUCUGGUGAUAAGUAUCGUGGCUCACUCCGAUCUCGCGUUUUCAACUUGAAGAAAAAUACUGCUCUCAGGGAAAAUGUUCUCACUGCGGUUGUUACGCCAGAAAAGUUUGCCACUAUGAGUAGCGAAGAAAUGGCAUCAGAAGAAAUCCGAAAAGAGAGGGAGAAGUUUACCCAAGAAGCUAUCCGUGACGCUCAGGUUUCCGUUCAACAAGGUACUCCAUCCGAUAUGUUCAAAUGUGGAAAGUGCAAGAAGAACAACUGUACCUACAAUCAGCUUCAAACUCGCUCCGCCGACGAGCCAAUGACAACUUUUGUUUUUUGUCUCGAAUGUGGUAAUCGCUGGAAGUUUUGC